Leguminivora glycinivorella is the source of this 1297-nucleotide messenger RNA. RefSeq lists its product as uncharacterized. The coding region runs from base 106 to 933 and encodes 275 amino acids. NCBI's taxonomy places the organism in Eukaryota, Metazoa, Arthropoda, Insecta, Lepidoptera, Tortricidae. The record is from RefSeq and is a predicted model, not a curated record. The transcript has 2 exons. Gene Ontology annotation, molecular function: nucleic acid binding; zinc ion binding.
UUGUUUACUUUCCGACCCCGCGACAUACCAUCUGGCGACGAGUCCGUUCUACCUACAUACGUAGUGCAUUAUUAAAAUUAAUUUUCGUUAACAUAAUUACGCAUAAUGGCUAACUUUGUCGGAAACAUAGGAGUUUUUGAUCAUAAAGUGCAAGAAUGGGACGUUUUUUUCGGAAGGUUAUCGCAGUUCAUAAAACUGAAUAAGAUUUCGGACGAUAAUAAGAGUGCAGUGUUACUAACUCAUUUAUCGGAUGAGUCAUACCGGCUUGUUCGGAAUCUUGUACAUCCAACCAAACUGGAAGAAAAAUCUUUUAACGAGCUAGUUGAAGUACUCAGUGGGCAUUUCACGCCGAAACGAUCGACCUUCGCGGAUCGGGCCAAGUUUUUUGAGGCAACUAAGUCUGGCUCAGAAAGCAGUCAGGACUGGGCAGCACGGCUGCGGGGCUUAGCCGUCAACUGCGAGUUUGGUACGGAAUUGGACGUCCUGCUACGGGAUCGUUUUGUACUAGGCUUCAAUAUCGGUCCAGAACGUGAUCGUCUGUUCGAGAGUGAUUCGGAGAAGCUGACGCUGUCUAAAGCAUUGGAGGUAGCGCAGCAGGCGGCGUGCGCGAGGCAAGCGCGCACGGUGGUGGUCAAGGACGAGCCGGUAUACCGCUCGGAUGCUCGCGCGGAGCGUCGCGGCGCCGGUGGUGGCGCGAGUGGUCGCAAGAAUGACGGCGCCGGGCCGCGGUGUUCAGUAUGCGGGAUGAAAAACCACGACGCGGCUAAGUGCAGAUUUCGAAACUACAAGUGCCAAAACUGCGGUCAAAAGGGACAUCUAAAAAAAGUUUGUGGUAAUGAAUCGUCGAAAAUCCAUAGUAUCGGUGCUGAGUUAUUAGAAGCUAACGAAUGUGAGAACUGUAAAGAGUGUCAAAUGUUUCAAAUGAGAUACUGAUGUAAAACCGGUUACGUUCGAGCAGAUAAGGCAAGCAACAGCCGUGGAUAAAGUGUUAAAAACGGUAAUUCAAUAUAUGAAUCACGGGUGGCCUAGGAAAAUUACGUGUAGGUCUAUUUUACCAUAUUUCCAAUGUAAGACUGAUUUAGAGGUAAUAGACGAAUGCUUAUUCCGAGGUCAUAGAAUAGUAAUUCCUAGUGUGUUUCGACAGUCAAUGUUGAAUGCACUACAUUCGUCACAUUUUGGCAUUGUAAAAACAAAGAGCGCAGCUCGUGGUAGGGUAUGGUGGCCUGGAAUCGAUGGCGACAUCGAGCGCUGGGUCGGCGCAUGCAGCGCGUGCGCCGCCGUGCAGCCCGCGCCCGCG